AACAAGAGCAAAACCCCGUCUCAAAAUUUAAAAAAAAAAAAAAAAAAGAAUUACUAAAGUGUGAGACUUGCCCAGAUUAUUUUUCCAAGGAUCCAGAGCCCUUUAGAGAGAAUUCAAGAGGGAGAAUUUCUGGUGACUUCUACCACCUCUGAAGAAUUAAAAAACACACUUAUGCUGCUUUCCAGGCCUCUGUGGUAGUUAGUUCUGCUUGGCAGUUUUUGUUGUUAAAUUGCUUUUAAAAAACCUGGAGCUCUAUCAGAUAUAAAUACCUUGUGAUGCCAAAGGACUGUCUUUCACCCAUAAAAACUGAAGCCAUGUGCCAGAAGCCCUCGUGGCCAAAGGGCUCUCUCCUUGGACACGGAUGAGGGCUACUGGGCGGUGGGACUGAGGCUGUGCCUGGAUGCCCAGCUUCUGCAGCCAGAGGUGGAGAGUUGCUCCUGCCUGCUGGCUCAGCCAGCACAGGAGCACGUAGCCUGCAGGCUUGGGUUGCACACAGGCUUCCCCCUGCAGAGUCAGGCCCCUUCAGCACUUCCCCAGAUCUCUGGAAUCUUCAGCUGAGAUUGGGCUCCAGCACCUGGACUCAAGGCAGUAGCAGAAUCCCAUGGUAGCCAGGUGGGUGAAGGGGACCGAGGACGUUCUACCUGCCUUGAAGAAGACACCUGACCUGCGGAGUGAGUGACCAGAGAAAUGCUGCACCCAACACACACAGAGGCUCUAGGUCUUGUCCUGUGAUUUCUAUCCACCAAGCCUUGAUACGAGGAAUGUGGGGUAAUUUAUGUCAGUCACCAGGCAGGUACUAUAAGAUGCUGGGGGCCCGCACAGUCAGCUUGUUCCCGGCUGUUAACUUGGAGCAGAGCGUUCCCUGGGGCUGAGCAUGGAAGCCCAGCACUUCUUAUAGUGUUCCCAGAUCCCGGCAAUGGAUUCCACUCACAUGGGCAUGUCCAGCACGCCCCUGGUGAAGCACACUGCUGGGGCUGGGCUCAAGGCCAACAGACCCCGUGUCAUGUCCAAGAGUGGGCACAGCAAUGUGAGAAUUGACAAAGUGGAUGGCAUAUACCUACUCUACCUGCAAGACCUGUGGACAACGGUUAUCGACAUGAAGUGGAGAUACAAGCUCACCCUGUUCGCUGCCACUUUUGUGAUGACCUGGUUCCUAUUUGGAGUUAUCUACUAUGCCAUCGCGUUUAUUCAUGGGGACUUAGAACCCGGUGAGCCUAUUUCAAAUCAUACCCCCUGCAUCAUGAAAGUGGACUCUCUCACUGGGGCAUUUCUCUUUUCCCUGGAAUCCCAGACAACCAUUGGCUAUGGAGUCCGUUCCAUCACAGAGGAAUGUCCCCAUGCCAUCUUCCUGCUGGUUGCUCAAUUGGUCAUCACGACCUUGAUUGAAAUCUUCAUCACCGGAACCUUCUUGGCCAAAAUUGCGAGACCCAAAAAGCGGGCUGAGACCAUCAAGUUCAGCCACUGUGCAGUCAUCACCAAGCAGAAUGGGAAGCUGUGCUUGGUGAUUCAGGUAGCCAACAUGAGGAAGAGCCUCUUGAUUCAGUGCCAGCUCUCUGGCAAGCUGCUGCAGACCCACGUCACCAAGGAGGGGGAGCGGAUUCUCCUCAACCAAGCCACUGUCAAAUUCCACGUGGACUCCUCCUCUGAGAGCCCCUUCCUCAUUCUGCCCAUGACAUUCUACCAUGUGCUGGAUGAGACGAGCCCCCUGAGAGACCUCACACCCCAAAACCUAAAGGAGAAGGAGUUUGAGCUUGUGGUCCUCCUCAAUGCCACUGUGGAAUCCACCAGCGCUGUCUGCCAAAGCCGGACAUCUUAUAUCCCGGAGGAAAUCUACUGGGGUUUUGAGUUUGUCCCUGUGGUAUCUCUCUCCAAAAAUGGAAAAUAUGUGGCUGAUUUCAGUCAGUUUGAACAGAUUCGGAAGAGCCCAGAUUGCACAUUUUACUGUGCAGAUUCUGAGAAACAGAAACUUGAGGAGAAGUACAGGCAGGAGGAUCAGAGGGAAAGAGAACUGAGGACGCUUUUAUUACAACAGAGCAAUGUCUGAUCACAGGGGCACCAUGCAGGUUUAACCGUGCAUGCUGUUUCCGCAUCAGAACUCCCUUCAAACACAAAGACUGCUGUGAAGACAAAAAUGUGUAGACGUACUCUAAAAACCUGCACGGACAUACAAAAUCAAUCUUUUCCUGUGAUCUUGUGGCUAAACCAGCAUUUCUGUGUUUGAGAGAGUUCCUUUUAAAUGCUUUAUCUGAAAGUGAACUCUUAUAAUUCAGAUUGUGUAAAAUGGGGCUACAUUUCUAAGAGCUUGGUGUAGGGCAAUUGGAAUAAUGUCCUGUUAGAUAAACAGACACUUAGCAAUGCUAACAUUAAAAGUAUAUGUAUUUCUAUACAAGAUUAUUACCUGUAAUAUAAGAUAUUUAUUUAACCAAGUAUCAAUGACCUUAUGGCCAAGACUUCAUUGAUCUCAUUGCUUUCAUUGAUCUCACUGCUUUAAAACAUGCUGUUUUUGUUCAAGCAAGAAAAAUAUUAUAUCUAAUGAUUGUGUGAUAAUACCUGAAAAGAGGUAGAGAGACUCUGUUCACAAAAUGUAGUAAUUUUAUUUUUACCUUUCUUCAGUGGACUGACUUGUAUGAAAGGAAACUGAUCAGAUCUGUAAUUCACAACUGUGGAAACCUACACAAAUGGGGCUGAUGCCAUUGUUUCCUCUAUUUCUUUUUUUUUUUUUGGACUGUACUAUCCUCUUUCCAUUCAAAAAGUUUCCAUUCAAAAUGUGGUUCACAGACCCGCCACAUCAGCACCAUCCAAGAGCUUAUUAGUAACGCAUAGAUUCUCAGGCCCCAGCCAGACUUACAGAAUUGGGGUCUGUAUCUUGACAGGACCAGCAAGUGAAUUGUGUACAAAUGAAAGUUUGGAAGGUCUGCUCUGGACAAUGUUUCCAAAGCAACUUUCUGAAGCCAUGUGGAAAACUGACUCUGUGGGUCCCAUAUCCCCGUGCCAUCCAGACCUGGCCUCUGUUCAGUUCAUUAUCAUUGGCCAAUAUUUCUUUCAGCCAUUUCAUUUUUUAUCUAUUAAAAUGCCUUGCCCAUAAAGGAACUGACAUUCCAAGAGCAAAAUAAAGCUCUUGAGAGUAAUUGUUGUCUCAGUUAUGCCUGUUGAUUACAGUUAGCACAAAAGAAAAAUUCAGCUGCCUGACAAUACAGGAAAUGUUCUCAGAGGCUGAAGUUUGUAAGGUCUGGUGGGGCCAUACGGAAGAAGAGGAGCUAAAAGUAAGGAAUUCAUAAACAAGAUGACUCCCUGAUGCAUGAACAAGAUUUGAAAAUCUCAAACCUGUAAAGAAUACCCUCGCUAUUUAAAUAAAGCUUAUACAAAGAGGUAACAUUUCGCCCCUGGAAAAAUUCAGGGGUCUGGUGCUCUGCAUUCCUUUGAGGCAAAUAAAUAAAUAAAUAAUAAUAAUAAAUGGGCUAUGACUGGUUAAAUGUCCGAAAGGUGAAUUCUCAUUUGAUUCAAACGGAGACAGAUUUGCGCAUUCACUCAAGCAGAAUGUGACCAUGAAUGUUCAGCCCCUGCACACAUACAAAGAUGUACGCGAUUCCCCCCACUGCACACAAAUACUCCCACGCAAGCACACACAUGCACAUACCCUGGCUCUUCAAGCAUAAUCAGGGGAGCCAUCAGUGAAAGACAUUUGCGAUUAAGACAAGUCCUUGACAGACAUGUUCAUGUCUAUUUGGUUCUAUAAAAAUAUGAACAUUGGGACUCAGAG
Molecule: messenger RNA, 3760 nt
Organism: Sapajus apella (tufted capuchin)
Lineage: Eukaryota; Metazoa; Chordata; Mammalia; Primates; Cebidae
Gene: KCNJ15
Product: potassium inwardly rectifying channel subfamily J member 15
Exons: 5
Coding region: 917-2044 (375 amino acids)
Biological process (GO): regulation of monoatomic ion transmembrane transport; potassium ion import across plasma membrane
Cellular component (GO): plasma membrane
Molecular function (GO): inward rectifier potassium channel activity
Source: RefSeq, a predicted model, not a curated record